AUGGCUCAAUGCAGACCAUACGGCUGUCUGCGACGAUGCAUGUCUCUAUCUGACGCUCUCCCGCCUCGCACGAGCCCCAAUGGCUUGCUCCCAGCCAUACACAGCCAACGACGGAAACACUCAACUACACCUCCUCCUCCUCCUCCACCACCGCACUCUUCUUCUUCUUCCUCCUCCUCCUCCUCGGUAUCUUCAGCGGAAAUGACACAUUUCGCGAGUCUGGCGAGUACAUGGUGGGACCCGCUUGGUCCUUCACGCAUAUUACAUCUGAUGAACCCGCUGCGACAUGACUUCAUCGCCUCGUGCGUUGGCCAGCAGCAGCGGCAGCAACAACAACAGCAGCAGCAACAAGCCCAUGACCAGGACCAGGACCAGAAGGGCGGCGGCGGACUACGUUAUUUAGACGUUGGUUGUGGAGGAGGGAUAUUCGCCGAGUCCCUUGCCAGGACGAUACGCACGCCCGGAACAAGUACCAACGCAUGCUCUCUUCUCGCUAUCGAUCCGUCACCGGUAAUGAUUGAACUAGCCCUCUCACACGCCAGGAAGGAUCCAACGCUGCACCAACAUCUUCGCACCGGCGCAUUCGAGUACCGCAAUACCUCGCUGGAGGACCUCACGGAUUCGGCUUCGGCUUCGACGGCGGGGAAAUUCGAUGUAGUUACGCUGUUCGAGGUGCUGGAGCAUGUUGAUCCGGACCACUCGUCGCCGCGGGCGUUUGUGCAGCGGUGUCUUGAUCUGGUGGCGCCGGGAGGGUGGCUUGUUGGCUCGACGAUUGCGCGAACGAUGCCUGCGUAUGUGGUCAAUCAGGUCAUUGCCGAAGCGCCCUGGCCGAUCGGGGUGGUGCCGCGGGGCACGCAUGAAUGGAGCAAGUUUGUGAAUCCCGAGGAGCUGAGAGGGUGGGUGGAAAGGGAGGGUGAGGUAGAUGUAUUAUUAGUUGGGAAGUUGGUAGCUGAGCUUGGAUGGAUUGUAGAGGAUCUUCAUUAA
Trichophyton benhamiae CBS 112371 is the source of this 984-nucleotide messenger RNA. RefSeq lists its product as uncharacterized. Bases 1 to 984 code for a protein of 327 amino acids. Gene Ontology annotation, molecular function: 2-methoxy-6-polyprenyl-1,4-benzoquinol methyltransferase activity. The record is from RefSeq and is a predicted model, not a curated record. Gene Ontology annotation, biological process: ubiquinone biosynthetic process. The transcript is spliced from 2 exons. NCBI's taxonomy places the organism in Eukaryota, Fungi, Ascomycota, Eurotiomycetes, Onygenales, Arthrodermataceae.